Messenger RNA from Anopheles nili, 1518 nucleotides. RefSeq names its product cytochrome P450 4d2-like. Gene Ontology annotation, molecular function: iron ion binding; oxidoreductase activity, acting on paired donors, with incorporation or reduction of molecular oxygen; monooxygenase activity. Lineage: Eukaryota; Metazoa; Arthropoda; Insecta; Diptera; Culicidae. The coding region runs from base 1 to 1518 and encodes 505 amino acids. The transcript has 4 exons. The record is from RefSeq and is a predicted model, not a curated record.
AUGAUUCUGCAAGCCUUCAUCAUAGCGGCCGUCGUGUACGUGCUGAUCACUCACAUGAUCGAGCGCAAGAAGCUGCAGAAGAUGAACAAACAUUUCCAGGGACCGAAGCCGCUGCCGGUGAUCGGUAAUCUGCUCGAGUUUGCCUUCAAAGAUAUCCCUGGUAUUUUCGAGCGCGUUGUCGAACUGCACAAAGAGCAUGGACAGGACUAUAUGAUGUGGUCACUGUUUAACUGGACGAUCAUCAUGAUGACCAGCCGGAAGAACGUCGAGAAGGUGCUGCUCGCCAAACAGACGCAGAAAGCGCUCUUGUACCAGUUCAUCGAACCUUGGCUCGGUACCGGUCUGCUGAUCGCGAGUGGUGAGAAGUGGUUCCAGCGGCGCAAGAUCAUCACACCGACGUUCCACUUCAAGAUCCUGGAGCAGUUUGCGCGCGUCUUCAACAAGGAAUCGGACAUCAUGGUGCAGCAGCUACGGAAGCACGUGGGCGGCAAAGAGUUCGACAUCUACGACUACGUGACAUUGAUGGCUCUCGACAGCAUCUGCGAGACCUCGAUGGGUACGUCAGUGAACGCGCAGCACAACCCCAACAAUCAGUAUGUGCAGAAUGUCAAGCGAAUGGCAAUGCUGGUGUUACUGCGAACCAUCAGCAUCGUGGGUCCCUAUCCGACACUCUACAACAUCUUCCAUCCAAAUGCCUGGGAGCAACGACGGGUCGUCAAACAGCUGCAUGACUUCACGGACAACGUGAUCCGUAGCCGACGCGCACAGCUGGCCAAAGAGAAGGCCGAAAACGUGGAGUUCGACUUGAACGAAGAGAACCUGUACUCGAAGCGUAAGCUCACCUUCUUGGAUCUACUGCUCAAUGUGUCCGUCGAGGGCAAACCGCUCAGUAACUUGGACAUUCGCGAGGAAGUGGACACGUUCAUGUUCGAGGGCCACGACACGACCACCAGCGGUAUAUCGUUUACGAUCUACGAGCUCGCCCGGAACCAGGAUGUGCAGCAGCGCGUGUACGAGGAGAUCGUUUCCGUGCUCGGCAAGGACCAUAAGACGGCUGAGCUGACGUACCAGAAUCUGCAGGAGUUCAAGUACCUCGAUCUCGUGGUGAAGGAGGGCCUACGCAUGUACCCGCCGGUUGGCAUCAUCGGUCGAGAAGUGGUCGAAGAUCUCGAGCUCAAUGGAACCAUCGUACCGGCCGGACAGAACAUUCUCGUGCCGAUCUACGUGAUCCACCGUAAUCCGGAGAUCUAUCCGAACCCGAACAAGUUCGAUCCGACGCGCUUCUCGGAAGACGCCGAAUCCAAGCGAGGUCCUUUCGACUAUCUACCCUUCAGUAUCGGUGCGCGUAACUGCAUCGGCCAGCGGUACGCGCUAAUGGAGCUGAAGGUCAGUCUGAUCAAGCUUAUCGCCAACUAUCGCAUCCUGCCGGGUGAAUCGCUCGGCAACCUGCGCAUCAAGACUGACCUGGUGUUGCGUCCCGAUAUCGGCAUCCCUGUCAAAAUAGAGCUCCGCGAGUGA